AUGAUUUUCUUUGAGAUGAGAAAGAAGUUGGGCUUUAAAAUCAUGCCUGACCAAAUCAGGCGAGAUAACCCGCCGCAAGUCCCCGAGGAAUGGGAAAAGUUCUUUAAACCCGAUGCUACUCUUUCGGAUUCGAAAGUCACGAUGGACACUCGCCUAUGCGUGCAUGUCUCGAAGCUGCGUAUCAAAGAGUGCAUAGAAGAACAAUUUCCGGACCGCAAGGACUACGAGAUCUUCUGGGAUCCGAACUCUCUGUCCAAGAUCAAGGAAUCAGACAUGCGUCACACACUUGAUGCAGCUGACUACGCGUUCAACUUUGAUGAUAACGAGCGGAAGCGAAAGGCCCUCCGCGCUCUGAUUAAGCAAUACAUCGCUCGAAAAAUGGGGGAGAUGGGUCUCAAUUCAUCCAAACCCGAGCCGACUGACAUCAAUGAUCUUUUCGAAGCCAAUGACAAGGUCAAAAACGCGAGACCAAUCAUUGGGCGACCACUCACUGAGGUUCUGCAAUACAUCGCGAAUACAGAAGGCCCACCAAGAAUUGUGUACGCAAUGCUUGGUACUCGCACCAACGAUCGCAACAUGCCGGGCAGGCCUCACUUCAACGUGGCAAAGGACGCGGAGUCCGCGAACGCUUUCUUGAAGAAGAUCUUCGACGAACGGACACAGAUGUUAGUCGUACCCACAGAAUGUUGCAAAGGAAAAGAUGAGAAAGACCCAUGUCCAUACGUACCUGAGCGCUGUCGAUACAAAGAACUAUCGGAGAAAAGCCCCUCGAUGUCUAGAAUAGUCCCGUGGUGGAGCGAAGAGACGGGACAAGAGACCCACUAUCACGCAUUCGACUGGAUAACCGCAACUGUAGUGACAAGGCAGGACAUUUUCAAGUGGGUUCCGGUCAAGCAUAAAGCAUGUCUAUCGGGAAAAAGCGUAACGAAUAUCAAACUCGCCAAAAGCACACAGCCCUCGACUAUUUUCAUGGCCAAACCCGACUACAGGUACGUGGACAGAAAAAGCCUGUUCUAUGGGUGGAGCUGGAGAGAACUUUCCCAAGAGAUGGAGGCCUACGCAUUGGAAAGCGAAGACAGCUAA
Alternaria postmessia is the source of this 1083-nucleotide messenger RNA. RefSeq lists its product as uncharacterized. Bases 1 to 1083 code for a protein of 360 amino acids. The transcript is spliced from 3 exons. NCBI's taxonomy places the organism in Eukaryota, Fungi, Ascomycota, Dothideomycetes, Pleosporales, Pleosporaceae. The record is from RefSeq and is a predicted model, not a curated record.